AUGACCUUGCCGCAGGAACCUCACUAUUCGAGCAGUCCUCGGGUAGGCUCUUUUAAGCGUCCCUCAGUGCUCAGUCCCGACACCGAUCCGAAUCCCUUCGCUACGAGAGGCAAUGGCGCCUUGGUCUCGCUCAUUCGAAACCGCUCCAAUGUCACAUUGCGCGAGUCUCUCAAGAGUCCCGCCUACCACCAGCUGGGACAUGACGAUGAAGAAGACCACGAGAAUGCCUCACUGCUGGGCUUCCUGCAUCACUCGGAUGACGACCACCACCGAUCCGCCGCCGAGGAGCGCCGCCUCAGCGAACUCAUCUUCGGCCCUCAGAUGAGGAGCAUGCGCCUUAUCGGAAACAGCAACCCGCGCUACCAGUGGGAGCGCUACUGGAAGACCGAAGCCGAGCUGGAGGCCAUGCCAAAGCAUAUACGCGAAUACUAUAAGAGAAACAACGAUCUGAUUCGCAUGUAUCUCUACAUUGACCAGCUGCUGGAUUCAUCCGUGCCCCACGACCUUCUCAACGAGUACCACCAAGCUCUCGACGCCUCGGCCUACCGUCCCGUCGACGUGCCCCAGACCAUCACCGAGGAGUCUUCAACGCCAUCUUCACCACCCUCGCGCGGCGCCCUCGCCUACGGCACAACCAGCAACCCUGCCUCGGUCCAGAACAGCAGCACGGAGCAGAAUAGUUCGGCAAACAGCAUACAGCAAAAGGCGAAGCGCAACCCCAAGGACAUUUUUCGGUCCACCGAGUCCACCCCACUUCUCAACGGCGCAGAUGAGGAGGAAGGUUUAGCCGAUCAGCCCAAGCCCGAGAUCCCUUGGCUCGAGGAUGGCGACCUUGACAGUAGCGAUCCCAUCGUCACCCUCGCCAUCUGGGUCAACUUUGUUGCCAACGCCGCCCUGCUCCUCGGAAAAAUCCUCGUCGUCAUUUCUGUCCCCUCCGUCUCCGUGCUUGCCAGCUUGGUCGACGCCCUCCUCGACUUCCUUAGCACCGCCAUUGUAUGGACUACAACCCGACUCAUCGCCGCUAGCCAGAAUGAUCAGCACUCUUACCCCGUGGGUAGACGACGUCUCGAGCCUCUUGGCGUGCUCGUCUUCUCCAUCAUCAUGGUCACAUCGUUUUGCCAGGUCGGCCUGGAGGCCAUCAACCGUCUCAUGUCCCCCGACCGUGAAAUCGUCCAACUAGGCAUCCCUGCUAUUUCCAUCAUGGUGGGCACCGUGGUCAUCAAGGGUUUAUGCUGGCUUUGGUGUCGUCUCAUCAGGAACUCGAGCGUUCGUGCCUUGGCCGACGAUGCCAUGACCGAUGUCAUCUUCAACACUGGCUCCAUUCUGUUCCCCAUCGUCGGCUAUUUCGCCAGAAUCUGGUGGCUCGACGCCCUCGGCGGUCUCCUUUUGUCGCUUGUUGUCGUUGUCAACUGGAGCCAGACCUCGGCGCACCACGUCCGAAACUUGACGGGUUUCUCGGCGACAUCGGACGAGAGAAAUCUCCUGCUCUACCUCACCAUGCGCUUCGCCACGUCCAUCAGGCAGAUCCAGAACCUCCGGGCCUAUCAUGCGGGCGACAAGCUCUUCGUCGAGGUCGACAUCGUCCUUGACGCCAACAUGCCGCUCAAGGACAGCCACGACCUGAGUGAGGUCCUGACCUACUUCCUCGAAUCGGUGCCCAUUGUCGACCGCGCCUUUGUGCAUGUCGACUAUGCGACGUACAACGUCGACACGCACAUCAACCAAUGA
Messenger RNA from Colletotrichum graminicola M1.001, 1728 nucleotides. RefSeq names its product cation efflux family protein. The coding region runs from base 1 to 1728 and encodes 575 amino acids. Gene Ontology annotation, molecular function: monoatomic cation transmembrane transporter activity. The record is from RefSeq and is a predicted model, not a curated record. Gene Ontology annotation, biological process: monoatomic cation transport; transmembrane transport. Gene Ontology annotation, cellular component: membrane. The transcript has 6 exons. Lineage: Eukaryota; Fungi; Ascomycota; Sordariomycetes; Glomerellales; Glomerellaceae.